This is a messenger RNA of Staurois parvus, 846 nucleotides long. The record is from the annotation of a GenBank genome assembly. Lineage: Eukaryota; Metazoa; Chordata; Amphibia; Anura; Ranidae.
AUGAAUUUUCCAAAAAAUCUAACUUUAUGGGACAAAUUUGACCUGUUGGGUUUAACUAAUGAUCACAAUAUCCAGGCUUUUCUGUUUUUGCUGUUCUUACUUAUAUACACUCUUGCUAUUGUGGGAAAUGCUAGCAUUAUAAUAUUGUUUAAGUCUGUUCCUAGUCUUCAUAUACCAAUGUAUUUUUUUCUUAGUCAUUUAUCCUUUUCAGACCUCUGUUACUCAUCCAUCAUUACCCCCAAACUACUGGACAUCUUGCUUGUUGGGGACACCACUAUAUUAUACGGUGAAUGUAUGCUUCAGCUUAUUUUAUUUAGUAUAUUUGGCAGUCUAGAGUGUUUGAUCUUGGGACUAAUGUCAUGUGACCGCUGUGUUGCAAUAAGCAGACCAUUAAAAUAUCAUUGUAUUAUGGCAGAAUCAACUUGCAGACAGCUGAUAGCAGUCUGUUACACUAUGGCCAUUGGGACUUCUUUGCUAAAUGCACUCUAUGCUUUGCAACUGACAUUUUGUGGUGUAGUCAUUCAUCAUUUUUACUGUGAUUAUCCCCCCUUGUUAAAGAUUGCCUGUUCAGACACAUCUGUUAAUGAGCAUGUGCUCAUAGCUUCAGUCUCCUGCAUCAGUGGCAUAUCAGUUGUCACCAUUAUGGUUUCCUAUGGCUAUAUAAUAUACAUUGUACUUGGAAUUCGCUCUACAGAGGGAAGACGUAAAAUCUUUUAUACCUGUUCCUCUCACCUGACUGUUGUCUUAAUGUUUUACGGCACAAUAUUGUUUAUGUAUCUGCGUCCUGGCGCACAGUAUUUCACAGAUCAAGAUCCAGUUGUAGCAGUUUUUUUUAUACUGUGGUAA